Messenger RNA from Rana temporaria (common frog), 3641 nucleotides. Its product is annotated as probable endonuclease 4. The record is from RefSeq and is a predicted model, not a curated record. Gene Ontology annotation, molecular function: DNA binding; phosphoric diester hydrolase activity; zinc ion binding. Lineage: Eukaryota; Metazoa; Chordata; Amphibia; Anura; Ranidae. Gene Ontology annotation, cellular component: nucleus; mitochondrion. The coding region runs from base 113 to 1447 and encodes 444 amino acids. The transcript has 11 exons. Gene Ontology annotation, biological process: base-excision repair.
UUGCGGCCAUUUUGUCGGAGCCAAUUGAGGCUCGCUGUAUUAAAACGUCUACACAAAAAUGACGGCUAGACUGUAGACAGAGAGCUGGGAGUUUGUCUAUUUUUGAGAGAAGAUGGCUGGACAGGAUGGUGUUGCACCUGCAGAAAAAAAAAUGAAAAAAAAUGUAGGAUGUGCUAAAAUAAAGCGGAAACAAGAAAACAGUGAUCAUUCCAUUGUAGAUGUCGUACCAAAAUUAGGGCCUUCUAAGAAGCAGAGGAGAAAGAAAGAAGAAACUGAAGAGAAAACCGAAGGCCAGAAUGCUGAAGAAGAGUCUGUGAUCACGAAACCUGAUAAAAAACUUCAGAAGACGCAGAGGAGAAAAAAAGAUGAAACUGCGAAUACUGAAUACCUAUCUAUAAAUGAGGAAGCAGGCAAAUCGAAGGGGGCUAAAAUAUCUAAGAGAAAGAAAAAUGAGACAAAGAUAUCGAAGAGUGAAAAGACCAAGAAAGUUGAAGAAAGUAUUGAAGUCACAGAUCUAAUACCAAGACGUCUACAGCUUUGCUCAACUUCCAAAAAGUAUGUCGGCGCUCAUGUUUCCAUUCAAGGUGGACUGUGGAAUGCUGCAUUGGAGGCAGGUCGCAUUGGUGCAAAAGCAUUUGGUCUGUUUCUGAGGUCACAGAGGAUGUGGAGCGGCAAGCCUCUAGAGAAAAGUGCUGCUGAGAAAUUUAGAGAAACUUGUAAAGAGUUUGGGUUUGAUGCUCGCUUUAUACUGCCCCAUAGUCCUUAUCUUAUGAAUCUGGGCUCACCAAAACCAGAUGUACGUCAGAAGAGUCGUGACAUGUUAGUUGAUGAAUUAAGCCGGUGCCAUCAACUGGGCCUUACAUUAUACAAUAUCCACCCUGGAUCCCAUUUAGGAGAAAUGCCUGUAAACAAGUGCCUUGAGCUCAUUGCUGAUGGCAUUAACCAUGCGCACUCACAAGUGCCUGACAUCACAGUGGUGCUGGAGAAUAUGAGCUGUCAAGGUAGCACAGUUGGCGGUCGCUUUGAGGAGCUGCAUGGAAUUAUAAACCUUGUCAAAGACAAGACUCGAAUUGGCGUGUGUCUAGAUACCUGUCAUGCUUUUGCUGCUGGUCACAACUUGUCAGAAGAAAAAGGCCUCAAGCAUAUGCUAGAUGAGUUUGAUAAAGUUGUUGGGCUCUUAUACCUCAGAGCAGUUCAUCUUAAUGACUCUAAAGGUAAGGUUGGCUGCCGACUUGAUCGCCAUGAAAAUAUUGGCCAAGGUCACAUUGGUGUAAUGGGGUUCAGACAGGUUAUGAAUGAACCACGCUUUAAUGAAAUUCCUAUGAUCCUCGAGACACCAUACACUGCUGAUUUUGAUGAGAUUGAACUGCUGUAUUCGCUGUGUGUAGAGGGCGCGACCACAAAACGUAAUACCAAGAAACCAUCUUCUACAAUAGGGCCCAUAUAAUAGUACACAACAAUCUGAAAAUUCUGUGCUGCAGGUUUACCUAACCUGUAACUUAACAGUUGUUAUAUUUUGUUAUUGAACAAGAAAUCAAACAUUCUUAUUAUUGAAUAUACUUACCAGGUGCAUUGUGGAUGUCCAGCUGAGACAACAAUACAAUAGUUGCUCCUAGGUCUUAAAGGAUAACUACUUUUAGCAAAUGUAUCCUUUAAAUAUCUCUCUUCGUCCCAUUUCUUUAUACUUACCCGUCUUAAUGUGAACCCUGUUGGGAGCCCCACAGCUUCUCCACUAAAAGUCCCCUAGCCUGGUUCUGAUUUCAUUCUUAAUUCAUUCCUUUGGCAAGGCCAUCACCUAUUUGUCCCAAGGGUGGACAGAUUUUAGGAAUGAAAGGAGUUUGUGGCUCCCAGCAGGUACAAGAUAACCUCUUGGAAAAGUGGUGACAUGUUAAGGAGACCGGUCACCCCUGCCUUGUUGUUGUGCACUGGGUGACCGGUCGCCCCAUUACCCAGUUCAGUAACCUCCCCUCUCCCAGCCUCUCCCUUUUCUGCCCCUCUGCUCAGCACAACAUCAUUCCUCAGUUCGUUGUUGCAAAGGUACUGAGAAUGCCAUCAGCAGACUUUAUUGUCAUUGCUAGGGCAGACUGCAAAACAGGAGCCAGGAGGGCAGGACAAAGAUAAUUUUUUUAUUAAAGCAAGGUAAAGUAAUGUGUGCUUUUAAAUACUUUUUUUUCCGCAAGACGGAAAUGUUAAAUAUAUUCGCAAACAUGCUGAGAGCAGGUGCAUGACCCUCCCCUUUCACUGACAACACAGCUUCCUACCAGCUCUGCUCAGACUCCCAAGUCCCUGAGGAUGGACUGCAUGUACAAAGCCUGAGGGCUCUUGGGUGUAGUUAUUCAUAAGAAAUUCAUCUUUUAACUGUUGUUAAAAUAAUCUGAUCAACAAAAGAGAUAUUAGCGGCCACCAGGAGGAGGAGUCUGCAGGGCACCCAGCCUCACAUCUUAAUCAUGUAGGGGCCUUGCUGAUCCCUCCCAUAUGUCGAUUGAAAAAAACAAAAGAGCAAAUAAUUCACAAAUGUGUAAAGUAAUAAUUUUGCGCACAGACCUAAAAAACUUAAGCAAGCUAAAAAUGCUUAAAGUGCCAAAGAACUGUGUGCUGCACUAAUAAAUGUGAUACUCCAUAUCAUAUAGGAAUCAAACAACAACAAAAAUUAAUAUUUACUUACAUACUUCAACAGUGUAUCAAUAUAAAUGUGAAACAUCUCCAAAAAUACCUUUUGUGCAAGUCUGUGACAAAAAGAUUAAAACAGUCCAAACCACUUGUGAGUUAAUAUAACUUACUCUCCACGUGAGACCUUCGUUGACCCCUCUCGGACACACGCUCGCCUUACUUAUUUGACCCUUAUCCUAAAGGUAAAAAAUAAGCAUGUUUCUUUAAAUCCAGGCACAGUAUAAACCAAGUUCAAGUCAAUGGAACCAGCAUUGUCCCUCAUUGAUAAGAAAGCCCCAUACACACUAUUCUAUUUUCUGCAGAUUUUUGUCUUAAGGUUUGAUUUCAUAUUAUCAGGCAGGUCCUUGAACUACAUAGCUUUGGUAAAUCUGAAGACAAAAAUCUGCAGAAAAUCGAAUAGCGUGUAUGGGGCUUCAGUGUGUACUUCUCUCCAGGACCAGAAAUGAGGUGGAUUGUCCUACCCAGGCACUCUGAUGCAUAGCAUGCCAUAAAGCUCAAGGAAAACAAAGGACGGACAUAGUGCUCACCUACAAAUAUUUAAUAAUAUCAUAUUUAAACAUUUAAUAAUUAAAACCGAAUAAAGUAAUGCACUCAUAUAAACACAGUAGAAAAAGCCUCUGUCGGGACAUAAAGCCAGGCAGCACUGUCCUUGUAUAUUUCUCAAUAGAAUGCCUACAAGCCCAGCAGCAUAACUCAUCCAGCCCUCUUAUUUUUUGAGUUAGUUUGCAUCAACAGUGUAUCAAUAUAAAUGUCAAACAACAUUUUUUUGUUGUUUGAUUCAUAUAUAUGGAAUAUCAAAUGUUGGGGCAUUUAUUAUUAGCACAUCAUAUAUUCAACAAUUCUAUAGUAAUUCAUAAAUAUGUUUGGUCACACUGAUCUAAUUGUUUUAAGUUUAUUGUCAGUGCCUUUGUAUGUUGCUUUUCUAGAAGGGUAUUUUUGUAUAAUUUGUUAAAUAAAUAUAUUUCAUUUAC